Arachis duranensis is the source of this 1649-nucleotide messenger RNA. Its product is annotated as pathogenesis-related thaumatin-like protein 3.5. The record is from RefSeq and is a predicted model, not a curated record. Gene Ontology annotation, cellular component: extracellular region. The transcript is spliced from 3 exons. Gene Ontology annotation, biological process: defense response. The coding region runs from base 35 to 1051 and encodes 338 amino acids. NCBI's taxonomy places the organism in Eukaryota, Viridiplantae, Streptophyta, Magnoliopsida, Fabales, Fabaceae.
GCUAUUCACAAACACUAACUAAUUGAACUUCCACAUGGAGCAUAAUAAGCUCACAUUAAUAAAUCCAAUCCCAGUACUAAUAACGCUGUGUGUAUUAGUAUCAGAGGGGAAAGCAACUACCUUCACACUACUCAACAAAUGUGACUACACUGUGUGGCCGGGAAUUCUCACUAACGCUGGUGUCGACCCUCUUCCGGUCACCGGCUUCGCCCUCCGAACCGGCGAGUCCAAAACCAUCACGGCACCAACCACCUGGGGCGGCCGUUUCUGGGGCAGGACACUCUGCGCCCAAGACUCCGCCGGAAAAUUCUCAUGCGGCACUGGCGAUUGCGGCUCCGGCAAACUAGAAUGUGCUGGCAGCGGUGCCACGCCGCCGGCAACCCUGGCAGAGUUCACCCUCCAUGGCGCCGGAGGACUAGAUUUCUUUGACGUCAGCUUGGUCGACGGUUACAACCUCCCGAUCACGGUGGUUCCGCAGGGUGGCUCCGGCGAAAACUGCACCGUCACGGGGUGCGUGGGAGACCUCAAUGGCGAUUGUCCAUCGGAGCUGAGGGUUAUGAGCGAGGAUGGGAAACGUGGCGUGGCGUGUAAGAGCGCGUGCGAUGCGUUCCGGUUGCCGCAGUAUUGCUGCGACGGCGCGUACCGCUCACCGGACACUUGCAAGCCUUCGUCUUACUCGAAGGUGUUCAAGAGCGUGUGCUCACGCGCGUAUAGCUACGCGUAUGACGACAAGACGAGCACAUUUACGUGCGCAUCUGCCGAUUACACCAUUACGUUUUGUCCUUCCCCUGAUACUAACCCCAGUAGUAAGAAAUCGUGGGAGGGACAAAACUCGAACUCAGAUAGUAACGAAUCUUCUUCGUCAUCAUCUCCAUCUUCGUCCUCUACUCCAACAUCACCACAGGUGAGCAAGGGAGGAAUGGUGUACGUAGGUGCACUAGACCAAAGUGAAAUACCAUGGUCAGCGUGCACUCGUGCUAGGGAAUCCCAAUCCACUGCAGCCUUCAUCAUCAUUAUGGCAAUUUGGCGCUUGUGGCAACUGCUCUUUUAGUUUUACACUUUUACCCCCCAUCUUAUUGAUGUUAAUUCCUUGGGCAUCUUUCACGGAGCCAGGCCCAUGUGAGCCAUGUCUUCUUUUUUUUAAUUUUGUAUGGUGGGGCCCUACUCAUUGGAAACAUUCAUUUUUAGUUCAUCCGGCCUGUAUGGGUCACGUGACGUGAGUUCAGUAGGCCCGUGGACAUGGACAUGGACAUGGCGACAAGCAUGUGAGUCAUCUGAAGGGAAAGCAGAAAGCAGAAAGCUCUCGCAAAAAGAAGAGGGAUACGUAGGCAUAUACUAUAGAAUUCUUUGUUUGUGGGCGAUGAUGAGAUUCAUUUAUUGGUUCGGGAAUGUUAGACCAUGUUUCAUGAUCAAAAACUGCUAAAUGAACUCCUACUAGCUACCUAAAGCAGAGUAUAUCAGUCUUUAUUUGAGUAUAGUGUUCAUUAAAUUUAGUGUUGGGGCGUAUUUAAGGUAAGGGGCUUUUUGUUUCGAUGCAUCUAUCUAAUAUCUGUUGUUGGUCCUGGGACCGCUAUAAUUGAAAUUAAUUAGCAUCCGAUCCAUAAAUAUAUAUAAGUGGUGUGAAUGUGAUGGAGCACCGGAGUUUUUUA